UAAUAUUCGAGCGCCGAUUCCGACUCUCUCUUCAGCUCAUCUCCCCCCAGAUUCCCAAUUUUCGUCGAUUUCGAAAUCCUAACCCUAGCCCUAGAUUUCCAUUGAUUUUUUUCUCUAGGGUUAAUUUUGAGCAAUGAGUUUCUUUCGAAGUGUUACAGCGCUCUCGAAGCUCCGAUCUCGCCUCGCUCAGCAGUCAACUACGUUGGGUUCGGUUCGUUGGAUUCAAAUCCAGAGCGCUUCGGAUCUCGAUCUCCGUUCACAAUUACAGGAACUGAUCCCAGAGCAACAGGAACGCCUGAAGAAACUGAAAUCAGAACAUGGAAAAGUUCAACUUGGUAACAUCACUUUGGACAUGGUUAUUGGUGGAAUGAGAGGAAUGACUGGAUUACUGUGGGAAACAUCAUUACUUGAUCCUGAUGAGGGUAUUCGUUUUAGGGGGCUCUCUAUUCCUGAGUGUCAGAAAGUUUUACCUACUGCAAAUGGAGGGGAGGAGCCAUUGCCUGAGGGUCUUCUGUGGCUUCUCUUGACUGGAAAGGUACCUAGCAAAGAGCAAGUUAGUGCACUAUCAAAGGAAUUGCAGAGCCGCUCAACUGUUCCAGAUCAUGUUUAUAAAGCAAUAGAUGCUCUUCCUAUAAAUGCUCACCCAAUGACGCAAUUCACCACUGGAGUCAUGGCACUUCAGGUUCAAAGUGAAUUCCAAAAGGCAUAUGAUGGUGGCAUCUCAAAAGCAAAAUAUUGGGAGCCUACAUAUGAGGACUCUUUAAAUUUGAUUGCUCGACUUCCAAUUGUGGCAUCUUAUGUUUAUCGGAGGAUUUAUAAGAAUGGGCAGAUUGUACCUGCUGACAAUUCUCUAGAUUAUGGUGCAAAUUUUUCUCAUAUGCUUGGAUUUGAUGAUCCAAAAAUGCUGGAGUUGAUGAGGCUCUAUGUUACCAUUCACAGUGAUCAUGAAGGGGGGAAUGUUAGCGCACAUACUGCUCAUCUGGUUGCUAGUGCCCUUUCGGAUCCAUACCUUUCAUUUGCAGCUGCUCUGAAUGGUUUAGCUGGCCCACUCCAUGGCUUGGCUAAUCAGGAAGUGUUACUGUGGAUAAAAUCUGUUGUAAAGGAGCGUGGAGAAAACAUUUCAACUGAACAGUUGAAGGACUACGUGUGGAAAACAUUAAAAAGUGGCAAGGUUGUUCCUGGCUUUGGUCAUGGGGUCCUACGUAAAACAGAUCCAAGAUACACAUGCCAGAGGGAAUUUGCAUUGAAACAUUUGCCAGAUGAUUCUCUCUUCCAGCUGGUUUCGAAGUUGUAUGAAGUUGUUCCUCCAAUCCUUACAGAGCUUGGGAAGGUCAAGAAUCCAUGGCCUAAUGUUGAUGCCCACAGUGGUGUUCUGCUGAAUUAUUUUGGUCUCUCUGAAGCUAGGUAUUACACGGUACUUUUCGGCGUUUCAAGGAGCAUUGGGAUUUGCUCACAGCUGAUAUGGGAUCGUGCUCUCGGUUUACCGCUUGAAAGGCCGAAGAGCGUGACUAUGGAAUGGCUUGAGAAUCACUGCAAGAAAGCUGCUUAAAGCCAUGAGCAUCAAGAGCUGAGUUUACAUCACAUACAUCUUACAUAAUAAAGGAACCGAGCUUGGGCUUGGUUGAGUCUUCUUGAGCUUCAUUUUACAGUAAUAUGGGAAGGCGAAAUUAUUUGAUCAAUCAUUUUUACUUUAAACCUCAGUAUCAUAUGAUUCUUUUUCGUGAUUUCAUUCAACCACAGUGUAGCCAACUCCUGGCUCCAGAUUGACAACUUGGUCCAAUAAGGGUGUAUCCGUAUUUAUCUGUGUUCUGAGUGAACUGUUUACUCUUUUAAUUAGUUGAUUUUGUAGAGCUUAUGCAUUGUUAUAAUUAAGCAACUGUCCGCCUUUUUAA
Messenger RNA from Asparagus officinalis (garden asparagus), 1892 nucleotides. Its product is annotated as citrate synthase 4, mitochondrial-like. Gene Ontology annotation, cellular component: mitochondrial matrix. The transcript is spliced from 19 exons. NCBI's taxonomy places the organism in Eukaryota, Viridiplantae, Streptophyta, Magnoliopsida, Asparagales, Asparagaceae. The record is from RefSeq and is a predicted model, not a curated record. Gene Ontology annotation, biological process: tricarboxylic acid cycle; citrate metabolic process; carbohydrate metabolic process. The coding region runs from base 134 to 1549 and encodes 471 amino acids.